CUAUAAAAUGUUGAAGAAGUCAAGCUUGCUGCCUCCUAUAACAGCUCUGGUUUGUUUAUGUUUACAGUAGUCACGGCAGGAGAAGCUUUUUGACAGAAAGACCACCCACACAGUCCAGUAGACAAGCAAGUGUACCGAAAGAAGAUGAGAAUGAACCAACGAGUACCAGUCCGGACCAGGAAGAUAGAGAAUCUGUAGCUGAUAUACGAGACCCUGAAGACUUUAAAGAAAUAUUCCAACCUAAACAUAGAAUAGAUAGAUCACCAACUAGAAAGAUGGAACCAUUCCAACCUCCAAGUGAUGAUGAGCCUGUUAAACAACCAGCACCAAAAGCCAAACCAGCAACCACUCAAGCAAAGACAACCAAGCGUGAGCUUCCACAGACACGCCAGCCGGAUCCACCAGCACCAAGGCAACAGCAACCACCACGACAGCCUGAGCCAGCACGGCAACCAGACCCAACACCAAGGGUACCGGAACAGGAUAUGAGAGCGAAACCUUCUAAACAAACAGUUCAUGUGCCUCCAACACGACGGCAGCCAUCACCACCACCAGGGGACGGAGGUGUAAAUCCUGAAGACUUUUUACCUCCUGAAGUUGCAAACCAAGGGCAAGCUCAGAAUCUGUCGGAAGAUGCAAGCUUAGACAUGAUAGUCAAGGGCCAUAACACCAUGUUAUCUGUAUUGUCAAGUAGGAGUAAAAGUUUACAAACAGUUAGGGUCAUGUGGACUUCAGGAAAUACCAAAACUGCUAUAGAUUCAGCAAUAAGUAUGAAUGACAAAGGUGUGAUAGUUGACGUUCUUAAUGUUCUUAAUGCCAAAUCUGGGUUAUGGAAUCUGGAUAUAUCUGCCAGUUUACUACCACAUAUAAGAGAUCUGAUUGCACAUAAAUACGAGGAGUAUGUAAUGAUUGCCUGCGAGUCAUUGAAGAUAAUACUGAAGAACUUUGGGCCUCUGAUCAAAGCCAACCUUACUGCACCACCAAGCUAUGGUGUGGAUCUCUCUAGAGAAGAAAGGUACAGAAAAUGCAAUGGAUGUUAUAAACAUUUAAUGGACAUUCGAACUGUUGUCGACAAAAAAUCAUCGAUAUCAGGGAAAGUUGGACAUACUUUUAGACAGCUUCAAAUUUUACUAGGAUCUUUAGAUUGAACGCUCGUAUUUCUCUUUCGUCUUUACCAGCUUAGGCUACAUUGUCUCGAUGGCAUUAGAAUUGAUCUGUCUUGUGAAGGAAUUUAUAGAUGUGCAGUGCGGAUUUUCAUGUUCUAAUGAAAAACGGUUGAAAUGGCUGUGUGAUAUAUAUUAUACAGGGUGGAUUUUGACAGCUGCUUCUGAGGAAAUUAUAUGCAAUAAAAUAUUGUGAUAUAACUGUAUUCUAUAAUUCUAGUGCUAAAUAUAUACAAGGUGUUAAGUGUCACUGGAAUGUGAUAAAAACCUUUAAGUAAAUAACCAAGUUAUAUAAAAAAGAUGUGAUAAAUAUAACCUGUAAAAGAUGGAAAUAAGUACCGGGUAUUAAUAGAGGAAAUUUAAACUGGUUUCGGUGUAAAGAUUGUCAAGAUAUGAGUAUUGCUAAAGGAGGACAUUCUUUUCCUGUAGUCAUCAAAAGUGUUUUAUAUAUUGAUACUGGCAGUUUCAGCGCUAUUCUCAAUAGUACUGUUUUUAUUGAUCAGCACUUGUAUGAAGUCUAUCUGAAAUAGGCCGAGUUACAACAUUGGACCACAGUUAACUCUUUUUUUCAAAUUGCUAUGAAUAACAACGUUGGGCCACAGUAAAGUUUGUUUUCAAAUGCUAUGAAUUACAACAUUGGGCACAUUUAACUGUUUUUAAAUUGCUAUGAAUUUCAGCAUAAGGCCUCAGUUAACUCUGUUUUCAUAGUGCUAUGAAUUAAAACAUUGGGCCACAGUUAA
This is a messenger RNA of Mercenaria mercenaria, 1903 nucleotides long. RefSeq names its product katanin p80 WD40 repeat-containing subunit B1-like. The record is from RefSeq and is a predicted model, not a curated record. NCBI's taxonomy places the organism in Eukaryota, Metazoa, Mollusca, Bivalvia, Venerida, Veneridae. The transcript is spliced from 9 exons. Gene Ontology annotation, cellular component: katanin complex. Bases 276 to 1148 code for a protein of 290 amino acids. Gene Ontology annotation, molecular function: microtubule binding. Gene Ontology annotation, biological process: microtubule depolymerization.